Molecule: messenger RNA, 1435 nt
Organism: Camelus dromedarius (Arabian camel)
Lineage: Eukaryota; Metazoa; Chordata; Mammalia; Artiodactyla; Camelidae
Gene: RXFP4
Product: relaxin family peptide/INSL5 receptor 4
Exons: 1
Coding region: 114-1235 (373 amino acids)
Biological process (GO): immune response; positive regulation of cytosolic calcium ion concentration; cell chemotaxis
Cellular component (GO): external side of plasma membrane; membrane
Molecular function (GO): C-C chemokine binding; C-C chemokine receptor activity
Source: RefSeq, a predicted model, not a curated record
GGCCCCAGAUGCUCAGAUCUAGAGCGUCCUGCUGAGCCUUGGGUGGCCCCCACCAGUCUGGUAGGCACUUGCUGGCCCCUCUGCUCAUCACCACCGACCUUUGAUACCCUGCGAUGCCCACCCCCAAUACCUCUGCCCCCCUGCCUGCUUUCUGGGUCAACACCUCUGGAGGCAGUGUGCUGAGUGCUGCUGAUGCUACGAUGCCUGUUGGAUUCCUAGCCCUGAGGGUCGUGGUCGCCCUGGCCUAUGGGCUUGUAGGGGCUGUCGGCUUGCUGGGAAAUUUGGCCGUACUGUGGGUGCUGGGUAACUGUGCUCGGCGAGCCCCUUGCCCACCUUCUGACACUUUUGUCUUCAACCUGGCUCUGGCAGACCUGGGGCUGGCACUCACUCUCCCCUUCUGGGCAGCUGAGUCGGCACUGGACUUCCAUUGGCCCUUCGGAGGUGUCCUCUGCAAGAUGGUCCUGACAGCCACUGUCCUCAACAUCUACGCCAGCAUCUUCCUCAUCACGGCGCUGAGUGUUGCCCGAUACUGGUUGGUGGCUAUGGCUGCGGGACCAGGAACCCACCUCUCGCUCUUCUGGGCCCGCGUGGCCACCCUGGCCAUGUGGGUGGCGGCUGCCCUGGUGACGGUGCCCACGGCUGUCUUUGGGGUGGAGGGCGAGGUGUGCGGUGUGCGUCUGUGCCUGCUGCGCUUCCCCAGCAGGCACUGGCUGGGUGCCUACCAGCUGCAGAGGGUGGUGCUGGCCUUCCUGGUGCCACUGGGCAUCAUCACCACGAGCUACCUGCUGCUGCUGGCCUUCCUGCGGCGGCGGCGGCGGCAGCGGCAGGACUGCAGGGUCGUGGCCCGCUCUGUCCGCAUCCUUCUGGCCUCCUUCUUCCUCUGCUGGUUCCCCAACCAUGUGGUCACUCUCUGGGGUGUCCUGGUGAAGUUUGACCUAGUGCCCUGGGACAGCACUUUCUACACCAUCCACACCUACGUCUUCCCUGUCACCACCUGCCUGGCACACAGCAACAGCUGCCUCAACCCAGUGCUGUACUGUCUCCUAAGGCGGGAGCCCCGGCGGGCCCUGGCAGACACCUUCAGGGAUCUGCGAGCAAGGCUGUGGCCCCAGGGCCAGGGCUGGGUGGAACAGUUGGCCCUAAAGGAGGUGGGCAGGCAGUGGGAAGAGAGCACCCCUCGAGAGAGAGGCCCUUCUACUAUGCUGGCCAACCUGGUCAAAGGGACACCUGGGUGAAGGGUGCAAGCUAAACCUCCCUCCUCCUUCUGGGGGUCUGCCAGGUGCAUGAUCCACGCAUCCUAGGGAGAGAGAGGCUGGCCUCUCUGCCAUGCUGCAACACCCUCAGGGAGAGUCUGAUUUUGGAUCUCCAACUCUGGGUGUGGGGGACGGGGGAGGCUAGGGCCCAGGUGAAGGCUGGGUAUGACAAAGCUCAAGUC